Pecten maximus is the source of this 2830-nucleotide messenger RNA. RefSeq lists its product as uncharacterized. Gene Ontology annotation, biological process: DNA integration. Gene Ontology annotation, molecular function: nucleic acid binding. The transcript has 2 exons. The record is from RefSeq and is a predicted model, not a curated record. NCBI's taxonomy places the organism in Eukaryota, Metazoa, Mollusca, Bivalvia, Pectinida, Pectinidae. The coding region runs from base 19 to 2514 and encodes 831 amino acids.
UCUAAUAGUGAUGAAGUUAUGAACUCUUUUCCUGCAGACGACCUUGCAAAAGGUGUUAAGGAUCUCGAUUUAGGAUGUGAACCACUGCCUAUUCAGUGUAGCUUGGGAGUCAGUUGGAGUUUGGAAACCGACUCGUUUCUUUAUCAAGUCUCAACAGAAGCUAAACCAUACACGCGCAGGGGCAUACUGUCAACUGUCAACGGGAUCUUCGACCCGUUAGGAUUUUUGGCUCCAGUAGUAAUCGAUGGGAAACACUUUUUGAGAUCUCUUAUUCAUGGAACCAAAGAUUGGGAUGAACCUCUCCCCGCAGAACAUCGCAUACAAUGGGAACUCUGGAGAGACUCUCUUGAACACCUACAACAUGUUCGUAUACCUCGGACCUACGCACAGUUUUCAUUCAAACUAUCUAUUGACAGUACCGUCCAUGUCUUCUCUGAUGCCUCCGAGAAAGCUAUCGCUGCAGUAAGUUAUCUACAUACAAAGGAUGGAAACGGAAAACAAGAUAUUGGAUUCAUUCUUGGCAAGGCUAAGGUAGCCCCCCUCCAUGGCCAUACGAUACCGAGACUGGAAUUGUGUGCUGCAGUAUUGGCCGUGGACAUAGCAGAGACAGUAUCUGACCACUUACAUAUCCCUCUUGAGAAAUUUCGAUUCCACACCGAUAGCAAAGUUGUACUUGGUUACAUAUACAACAAAACAAGGAGGUUUUAUACAUAUGUAGCCAAUAGGGUAGAACGCAUUAUACACGUGACGGACGCAGAUCAAUGGUCGUAUGUGCAAACAGAUAGAAAUCCAGCAGAUGAAGGGACAAGAUCAGUACCCGCCCAGGCUAUUCAAGACAGCAUGUGGCUCAAUGGACCUACUCGUCUUACUACGAUUAAUGAUAUGACAUCAGAGCAGGUGUUUGAUCUGCAUGAACCAGAAGAUGACAAAGAGGUAAGGCCCCAGGUUCAAAGUCUAAAGACAGACGUCAAACAGUCACCACUUGGUUCUCAUCGCUUCGCAAGAUUUUCUACUUGGAGGAACCUGAUCAGGGCUAUUAUGACACUGACGCAUGUUGCACAGUCCAUUGUCAGCAAGUCCGAGUGUAGGGGUUGGCAUAUUUGCAGUAAGGACAGAAGUGUUGCUGCUUACCACAAGGCCGAACAAUUCGUGGUUAAGGAAGUGCAAAAAGAGGCAUAUCCGGAAGAACUAGACAGUCUCGAACGUGAACAACUUCUUCCAAACGGAAGUUCGAUUCUGUCACUGAACGCAUUUUUGGAUCAGGAUGGAAUUCUACGAGUAGGCGGACGCCUAAAUCAAAGCCAUGUUCAACAGAAUGAAAUGAAUCCAAUCAUCAUCCCUGGGAAGCAUCAUGUCGCAUUACUUCUCGUGAGACUAUUUCAUGAACAGGUUAAACACCAAGGGCGAAAUUUCACAGAAGGAGCCGUGAGGACAGCCGGAUAUUGGAUAACGGGCUGUAAGCGCUUGGUAUCAACGGUCUUGCAUGCGUGCGUGAAAUGUCGUAAACUUCGAGGGAAAUUGGAGCACCAAUUGAUGGCAGACAUACCUUCCGACCGACUUCAACCUGGCCCACCAUUCACCAACGUCGGUGUGGACACUUUCGGUCCAUGGCAGAUUGUUAGCAGGCGUACUCGUGGUGGUUCAGCCCAAGCAAAACGCUGGGCAAUUAUGUUCACAUGCCUCACCACCAGGGCUAUCCACAUAGAGGUGGUAGAAGAAUUGAGUUCGUCGUCUUUUAUUAAUGCCUUCAGAAGGUUUACCGCUGUGAGGGGCCAUGUAAAACAGAUCCGAUCAGAUCGUGGCACUAAUUUCAUUGGCGCGGUGGAUGAUCUGCAGAUUAACGCCUUUAAGGUUGAGGAAGAAGCAGUGAAGACAUUCCUAUACGACCGCGGAACUACCUGGCUUUUCAACCCACCGCACGCAUCACAUAUGGGCGGGGCUUGGGAAAGGAUGAUAGGUGUCUCACGUCGCGUUCUUGAGUCAAUGCUGACAACAGUGAUGGACACUAAUUUGACUCACGAAGUACUCGUUACCUUCCUAGCUGAGGUUUGCGCGAUCGUUAACGCCAGGCCACUAGUACCCGUGUCUUCAGAUCCGGAGGAUCCAUUUCCAAUCAGUCCGGCUACACUUCUGACACAGAAACCAGACUCCAUCAUCGAACCAUUUGUGCCUCUUGAUAAUUCUAGUUUGCACAAGGCGCAGUGGAAAAGAGUGAAGGUUCUAGCCGACACAUUUUGGAAGCGCUGGAGAGCCCAAUACCUCCAUACUCUACAACCUCGACGGAAAUGGAAUGACAAGCGCAAGAAUAUCGCGAUAGGGGAUAUUGUGCUACUUAGGGACAAGGAGGUAUCAAGGAACAACUGGCCAUUGGGUUAUGUCGCAAGGGUCUUCCCAAGCAAUGACGGUUUAGUUCGAACGGCAGAGGUCAAGAUUACUUCCGGACAAGGAAAGCCUGUGUUAUAUGUACGCCCGAUCAACGAACUGAUCUUACUUCUUGGAGACAACAAAGGCUGAAUGUGUCAUAGAAAGUGUAUUAUGUGGUACUCGGUAGUGUUGUCUAGUGACAUCAGGCGAGGAGUGUGCCGCCGCGGCUUCCGUAGUAGUCUCGCGAUUAUCUCCCUUUGAAGAACUCUCAAUAUUGACAAUGUUGUUUACUACGGUUGAUGCAUACUUCGUGUAAAGAAAAAGAUGUUGUAUGUAACUUGCAGCCACCACGGUACUUUUACCAUUUUUCAACACCUUUCAACACCAAAACACUACAACUAUAUGUAAAACAAACUAGUUGGAAAUAAAGGAUGUUGUACGAGGUAAACUGGCUGUACAUUGUUUA